AUGAAAGAAAAGUCUAAAAAUGCUGCCCGGACGAGGAGGGAGAAAGAAAACAGUGAAUUUUAUGAACUGGCUAAAUUACUGCCUUUACCCUCUGCCAUCACCUCGCAGCUGGACAAAGCAUCCAUAAUCAGACUCACGACCAGCUAUCUCAAAAUGAGAGUGGUUUUCCCAGAAGGGCUUGGCGAGGCGUGGGGCCACACCAGUCGAACCAGUCCCUUGGACAACGUUGGUCGAGAACUCGGCUCUCAUCUACUACAGACUCUGGAUGGCUUCAUCUUCGUGGUGGCCCCAGAUGGAAAGAUCAUGUACAUUUCUGAGACAGCUUCAGUUCACCUGGGCCUUUCUCAGGUGGAGCUGACUGGGAAUAGCAUCUACGAAUAUAUCCACCCAGCUGACCAUGAUGAGAUGACAGCGGUGCUCACGGCUCACCAGCCCUACCACUCUCAUUUCGUCCAGGAGUAUGAGAUUGAACGCUCCUUCUUUCUGAGGAUGAAGUGUGUUUUAGCCAAGCGGAACGCUGGCCUCACUUGCGGUGGCUACAAGGUCAUUCACUGUAGCGGCUACCUGAAGAUCCGCCAGUACAGCCUGGAUAUGUCGCCCUUCGAUGGGUGCUACCAGAAUGUGGGCUUGGUGGCUGUGGGUCACUCCCUGCCUCCGAGCGCUGUCACAGAAAUCAAACUACACAGCAACAUGUUCAUGUUCCGAGCCAGUCUGGACAUGAAGCUUAUUUUCCUGGACUCCAGGGUGGCGGAGCUGACUGGGUAUGAACCUCAGGACUUGAUUGAGAAGACCCUAUACCAUCACGUGCAUGGCUGUGACACCUUCCACCUACGCUGCGCGCAUCACUUACUGUUGGUGAAGGGGCAAGUGACCACCAAGUACUACAGGUUCUUGGCGAAGCAAGGCGGUUGGGUCUGGGUGCAGAGCUACGCCACCAUCGUUCACAACAGCCGCUCCUCGAGGCCGCACUGCAUCGUCAGCGUCAAUUACGUUCUCACAGACACAGAAUACAAAGGUCUGCAGCUCUCCCUGGACCAGAUCUCAGCCUCUAAGCCCACCUUUUCGUAUGCUAGUAGCUCCACCCCCACCAUCACUGACAACAGGAAGGGGAAUAAGUCUCGCCUAUCCAGCACCAAGUCAAAAUCCAGGACCUCCCCAUAUCCCCAGUAUUCGGGAUUCCACACUGAAAGAUCGGAAUCUGACCAUGACAGCCAGUGGGGUGGAAGUCCCCUGACUGAUACUGCCUCCCCACAGCUCCUGGACCCAGAGAGGCCUGGUUCUCAGCACGAAGUGUCAUGUGCCUACAGGCAGUUUCCAGAUCGCAGCUCCCUCUGCUAUGGCUUUGCACUGGAUCAUUCCAGGCUGGUGGAGGACAGGCACUUCCACACUCAAGCCUGUGAGGGAGGCCGCUGUGAGGCAGGCAGGUACUUCUUAGGAGCACCACCAACUGGCAGAGAUCCCUGGUGGGGAUCUCGAGCAGCCUUGCCACUUACCAAGGCCUCCCCAGAGAGCAGAGAAGCCUAUGAGAACAGCAUGCCGCAUAUCACCUCUGUCCACAGAAUCCAUGGUCGAGGUCACUGGGACGAAGAUAGUGUGGUCAGCUCUCCAGACCCUGGGUCAGCCAGUGAAUCAGGUGACCGGUACCGCACUGAACAGUAUCAAAAUAGCCCGCAUGAACCUAGCAAAAUUGAAACUCUCAUAAGAGCCACGCAGCAGAUGAUAAAAGAGGAAGAGAACAGAUUACAGCUAAGGAAAGCGCCUCCAGACCAACUGGCUUCCAUUAAUGGAGCUGGGAAAAAACAUUCUCUCUGUUUUGCAAACUAUCAACAGGCUCCACCAUCAGGUGAAGUCUGCCACAGCUCUGCUCUUGCCAGCAAUUCACCAUGUGACCAUAUCCAGCAGAGAGAGGGCAAGAUGCUCAGCCCUCAUGAAAAUGACUACGACAACAGUCCCACUGCACUGUCUCGGAUAAGUAGUCCCAGUUCUGACCGCAUUACAAAGUCCAGUUUGAUCUUGGCUAAAGACUAUCUACAUUCAGAUAUGUCUCCUCAUCAGACAGCAGGAGACCAUCCUGCCAUCUCUCCAAACUGCUUUGGCUCCCACCGGCAGUAUUUUGAUAAGCAUGCCUAUACAUUAACUGGAUAUGCCCUGGAACAUUUAUAUGACAGUGAAACUAUUAGAAACUAUUCCUUGGGAUGUAAUGGCUCACACUUUGAUGUAACUUCCCAUCUGAGGAUGCAGCCAGACCCAGCACAAGGACACAAGGGAACAUCUGUUAUAAUAACCAAUGGAAGCUGA
This is a messenger RNA of Chionomys nivalis (European snow vole), 2298 nucleotides long. It is a transcript of the gene Sim1, whose product is annotated as SIM bHLH transcription factor 1. NCBI's taxonomy places the organism in Eukaryota, Metazoa, Chordata, Mammalia, Rodentia, Cricetidae. The transcript has 11 exons. Gene Ontology annotation, biological process: regulation of transcription by RNA polymerase II. Bases 1 to 2298 code for a protein of 765 amino acids. Gene Ontology annotation, molecular function: RNA polymerase II transcription regulatory region sequence-specific DNA binding; DNA-binding transcription factor activity, RNA polymerase II-specific; protein dimerization activity. The record is from RefSeq and is a predicted model, not a curated record.